GGUGGUUUCAUCCGCCUCCCGGGCUAAGAGAAGACUCCCGCUAAGCCAACGCCGUGGCGCUUAUCCACUUAGCCCUUUCUGCUAUCACCAGCAUACUUCGUGUGUUCUUUGAUCAUUGUCAUUCGCUCAUCCUUCUCGACGGGUUGUCUGGACAUGCCUGCACAAGCGGAUGCCCGCCCCCGCCAGCGACGCCGUCGGGUUUGUACCGCCUGCGAUGCCUGCCAUCGGAGAAAAAUCCAAUGCGAUACGGUACAACCUAGAUGCAAUUGGUGCUCCCAUCACGAUACCCCGUGUACCUAUUCCCGCUACCACCGAGUCAAGACUGCAAAGGCUGGGAGUGCGCACCUUGUUAGGCCUAGCGCCGGGUCUCCAACCCAAUCUUCAAGAAGUACUGGCCCUUGGUCUGAUGAUCAAACCGCUACUGAUCGUGAAGCUCCAAUUUCAGCAGGCAAUUCUGCCCAAGGCAUUGACUCGUCUUCAGAAACCCCAUCAUCGGAUCUGGGCGGCCACGGACCGCAGGCGUUUCGCCCCGUUUUCAGAAUGAACCACAUUAGUACCUUCAAUGGAUUGCCAUUUUUCUCACCAGGCGGACAGCAAUGGAUUGAGAAGCAGACCGGCAUAAGGAUCAAUCUGCAAGAGUAUUACGCCUCGGGCCCACCGUGGCAGGUCCAACCCAGGUUUAAAGCACAGCCCAAACAGGGUCAAACGGAGGGACGAAGAACCAUGAGCCUACCCACGAGGUCCCUGUUGUAUCAAUUCUUGCACGCAGCUGCAUCCAUCAAGUUUGCGCUAGCCACUUCGCUCGUCGACGAGGAAUUGUUCGAGUGCACCAUCAACGCGGCUUUUGAUGGCCAACUCUCGCAGACCUCACCGGCACCGGUGAGUGCGCGAGCAUGCAUUCUGGCGUUUUCCGCUCUGGUGCUGGGGAUGGUCCCGGACAUGGUUCUUGCAGCGGAUGGCGACAGUGAUGACUACGCCCUGGCAGCGCUUGCGCUGUUACCGGAGGUGUUCGCGGAGUCGGUCACUGUGGAUGGGCUCCAGGCGCUGUUAAUGCUGGCUAUUCACUGCGCAGUGUCGUCGGGAGAUCCAUAUACUCUCAACAUGUUACUCUCGAGUGCGGCAAGAUUUAUCUUCCAGUUGGGAGGGAAUCUCCAUCCCUCCGCCACUGCGUUUCAAUUGCCCUCGCGAGCAGAUCUGCACGUGAGGAAUCUGUUCUGGACCUGUUUUCUGGUCGACAAAGAAUUCUGUCUGCAAACUGGUUCCCCUCCGUGCCUGGUGGAUACUCACUGCGAUCUGACCGUACCCGAUGGGCUGCGUCAUGCCGAAAGCCUUGAUGAGGGGCCGUUGUGGUUUUCUGCCCUGGUGCGGUUAAGUGUUAUACAAGGCCAUAUCUUCGACCGGCUAUAUUCCGCACGCGCUCUGCAACAAAACGACGCCGAACUUCUGAGCACUAUCCGCACUCUGGAUACGCAGUUGGAAGACUGGCGGUCCGCGCUCCCGGCUGCCAUCCGGCCCGCUCUGUCCCCGUCCCCGCUCACGGGAAGUUCUUUGGUGGAUAAGCACUCGGCGGUGCUCCAGGUGCAGUGGCAUUACUGCAUGAUGGCCAUUCACCAGGCCAGUUGUCGGUGUAUUACGUGGAUGGAAACUCGAGAGACCCAUAUCGAUGGACUCAACUCCAGUUUGACCAUCUCGGUGCAGGCUGCCCGUAUGUUACUUCGAAAGUUUUGCGGCAUGCACCUCCGAUUCGAGCAAGAUACGAUGCGGUUCUCCCUCUUUCAUAUCAGCUCGGCUGUGAUCACCCUCUUCUGCAACGUCCUGCUUCGCCCCUUGAACCCGGACAGUCUGGAUGAUGUGGUGCUCAUUGAAGGCCUGCCCCAUCACUUUCAAAACUACGAUCCCGGAACCACCAUGGUGGAGCCAUUUAUCGAGUACUUGGGACAUCUCGCGAGAUGCGCCGUGGUGAAAGCCACUGCGUCGACUUGAGUCAGCCCCGCCUCGGGGGAGGAGCCGACGCCUCGCUCUGAAUCCCGAUAGGCCGGAUCUGCCGACUUCGGGCUCCUGGCCCGUAACCCAAUCUGGUGCCCGCUGGCCACCGA
Messenger RNA from Aspergillus ibericus CBS 121593, 2096 nucleotides. RefSeq lists its product as uncharacterized. The transcript is spliced from 5 exons. The coding region runs from base 154 to 1983 and encodes 609 amino acids. Lineage: Eukaryota; Fungi; Ascomycota; Eurotiomycetes; Eurotiales; Aspergillaceae. Gene Ontology annotation, biological process: regulation of DNA-templated transcription; DNA-templated transcription. The record is from RefSeq and is a predicted model, not a curated record. Gene Ontology annotation, molecular function: zinc ion binding; DNA binding; DNA-binding transcription factor activity, RNA polymerase II-specific.